This is a messenger RNA of Hibiscus syriacus, 966 nucleotides long. RefSeq lists its product as uncharacterized. The transcript is spliced from 5 exons. The record is from RefSeq and is a predicted model, not a curated record. NCBI's taxonomy places the organism in Eukaryota, Viridiplantae, Streptophyta, Magnoliopsida, Malvales, Malvaceae. Bases 1 to 966 code for a protein of 321 amino acids.
AUGGCUAACUCGGAUGUUAAGUGUUGUAAUGCUAAUGUCAUCAAGGACCUCCUUGAUUUCUCCAUGCCUAGAGGUGCAUCUGAUGUUUUAAUCAAAGACGUUUCUGAUGUGGAGAUUAAAGAUGCUAUUUGGGGUUAUCAGUCUGCUUUUGUGAAUGAGAGAAGCAUUGUAGAUAACACACUUUUUGCUCAGGAACUUGUUAGAGGCUAUUCUAGGAAUAAUAUUUCGCCUAGAUGUGCUCUCAAAAUAUAUUUGCAAAAGGCUUUCGAUUAUUUAGAUUGGGAAUUUGUGAGGAUCAUCUUGCAUGCUUUGGGUUUACCUGAAAAAUUUAUUGGCUGGAUAUGGACAUUUAUUACGGGGCCUAGUUAUUCAAUUGUUCUUAAUGGUAGCCUAGUUGGUUACUUCAAGGGUGCUCAGGGUGUUAGGCAGGGGGACCCACUUUCCCCUUAUAUUUUUGUUCUGGCUAUGAAUGUUUUAUCUAGACUUUUAAACCUAGCUGCUGCUAAGGGGUUGAACAUUCCCAAUAAUGUUAGCUGGAGCUUCAAAUGCCUUUUGAAAAUUAGGCCUGCUAUCUCUCACAUUCUUGCUGGCUUGGUUUCUGACCUUAGUGUGAGACGAAUCUGGGAAAGCAUGCGUAUUGCAGUGCCCAAGGUCCCUUGGCAACACUUGGUUUGGUUCUCAGGGCGUAUUCCCAAGCAGAGUGUUAUUACAUGGAUGACUUUGUUAAAUCGUCUUCUUACGCGGUUAGAAUGGAGAGCUGGCUUGGGCGAUCCAUUGCCUCAAAGGAAAGUCUCUCUUUGUUAUGAUUCUCAAGCUCCUGGAAUGGUCAUGUCUAUUGUACCUGGAAAGAGAGAAACAACAGAUUGUUUGGGGGCAGUCCGAGGUCGGUGGAGGAUGUUCUACAAGAUAUUAAGGAAACCGUUCAAAUUCGAUUAUUCGAAAAGCCUGUUGACAGAGCUGACUUGA